AUGAGUGGUGCUCUUUCUUUCCUUCAUCCUGGUGUCCUUACUGGAGACGAAACCAUGGAACUGUUCAGAUAUGCUCAGAAGAACGGAUUUGCUAUUCCUGCCGUGAACUGCACAAACACUGAUACCAUCAACGCUUGCCUGGAGGCUGCUGCUGCUAUCAACAGCCCCAUCAUCAUCCAGUUCUCGAAUGGAGGUGCUGCCUUCAUUUGCGGAAAGAGUGUGAAGAGCGACAAGCCUCAGGGUCAGGCCGUGCUCGGAUCCAUUGCCGGAGCCAAGUAUGUCCACUCUGUGGCUGCUGCUUACGGAGUGCCCGUUGUGCUGCACACUGACCACUGCGCCAAGAAGCUGCUUCCUUGGCUGGAUGGCUGCCUUGAUGCCGAUGAGGAGUACUUCAAGGAGACCGGCAAGGCUCUGUACUCUUCUCACAUGAUCGAUCUGUCCAUCGAGACCCUCGACGACAACCUUGCUCUGACCUCCAAGUAUCUGGAGCGUUGCAACAAGGUGGGCGUGCUUCUGGAGAUGGAGAUCGGUGUGACCGGAGGAGAGGAGGACGGAGUCGACAACAGCGGUGUUGAGAACUCUCGCCUGUACUCUCAGCCCGAGGAGAUCCUGAAGGUGUACACCACCCUCGGAAAGAUCACUCCUCGCUUCACCGUGGCUGCUGCCUUCGGAAACCUGCACCCUGAGAUCCUUCACAACGCUCAGAAGUACGUGAAGGAGCAGCUGAAGCUGGAGGACAACAAGCCCGUGAUGUUCGUGUUCCACGGAGGCAGCGGUUCUCUCCCUGAGGAGAUCGACUGCGCUGUGGCCGCCGGAGUCGUGAAGAUGAACGUGGAUACCGAUACCCAGUGGGCCUUCUGGAACGGAAUCCGCAACUACUACCUCAAGAACGAGGACUACCUCCAGAAGCAGGUCGGUACCUCGACUGAUCCCACUCAUCCCAACAAGAAGUUCUACGAUCCUCGUGUGUGGAUGAGAGAGGGAGAGAAGAGCAUGGUGGAGCGUAUUAAGGAAUCGUACAAGUGCCUCCAUGGUGAGAACCGUAACUAAACGGAGUCACAAAUUGUAGUUAUUUAUUAUUUUGUUC
Messenger RNA from Blastocystis hominis, 1087 nucleotides. RefSeq lists its product as hypothetical. The record is from RefSeq and is a predicted model, not a curated record. Gene Ontology annotation, molecular function: fructose-bisphosphate aldolase activity; zinc ion binding. Gene Ontology annotation, biological process: glycolytic process; gluconeogenesis. Gene Ontology annotation, cellular component: cytosol. The coding region runs from base 1 to 1050 and encodes 349 amino acids. Lineage: Eukaryota; Bigyra; Opalinata; Blastocystidae. The transcript is spliced from 2 exons.